Molecule: messenger RNA, 1203 nt
Organism: Scheffersomyces stipitis CBS 6054
Lineage: Eukaryota; Fungi; Ascomycota; Pichiomycetes; Serinales; Debaryomycetaceae
Exons: 1
Coding region: 1-1203 (400 amino acids)
Biological process (GO): carbohydrate metabolic process
Source: RefSeq, a predicted model, not a curated record
AUGUCGCUCUCCAACCCUAACCUUGAAGGGUAUAACGUUGUGCGCAACUUUUGGCUCUUGUACUACAACAGGAAUAAGGGCACUUUUGUAGCACCCAAGAAAUGUAGCGGAUGCUACAAUGAGGACAGAUUUGUGGUUUGGGCUGUUGCUGUUGCUGUUCAGGCAGUAGUCGAUGGUGCCCGAAUCUAUCCAGAAUUGCGUCCCUUGAUUGCGCCUGGCAUAGAUAUCUUCAAGAAAUAUAAGAAUCCUCACCUCAGAGGAUAUUCUGCUGCUGAAAAUGGUGGAAAUGACAAGGACAUCUACUAUGAUGAUGAUGCCCAAGUAGCCAGUGCCAUGCUUACUGCGUAUGAGGUUACUGGUGAAAAGCGUUACUUGGACCUCGGUAGGGAAUUAGUGCGUUUCCUCAUGGGAGGAUGGAACACCAAUCCCAAUGCUAAGACCAAGGGUGGCAUGUGCUGGCACAUCACUAACCACUACUUAAACGCUUGUACUACCGCUGAAACCGCUAAAGCCUGUUUGCAGAUUCUGAGAUUCAUUCCCAACGAAGCAAAGAUCUACAUCGAUUUCGCAGCCAAAUGUAUCGAUUGGCAGAUCAGAGUCUUGCAAGACCCAUCGGACAAGUUGAUUAAGGAUGGUGUCCAGGACACUUCUACAGACUUUAACGAUACGAAGUGGACAUAUAACGUAGGUACUACGUUAUCUGCUGCCGCUCACUUGUACCAUAUCACCAAGGAUCCUAAGUGGAAGCAGAUAGCUGAUGACUUGGCUGCUGCUGGGAUUAACAGAGGUGUUUUCUUCUAUGACCGUGACUACGACGACGCUCACAGAUACUGGAGAGAUGCAUCCUACUUUGUCCAGUUGCUUAUAGAGGGAUUGGCAGACUACUUGUUGUACGUGGGGAACGAAGCUCCAGAGGGCUUGCCAGAAAAAAUCCAGGAAGAAGUCAGAAGACACUUGGUUAUGUUCUACGAAUACAUGAGAGACCCAAGAGACGGCUUAUAUAUCCAAAGUUUUGAACCCCACAGAACAUACAAGGAAGUCUACGACUCCAAAUACGUCAAGGAGUUUGGUGGCCACAAAGGUUGGGGGUUGAAGGACGAAGACAAGUCAGGAGACGAACCUAUGAAGUGUUUGAUGGGUGGAGGUGCUGCUGCGAGAGUGUUUUUCCAGGGUGCCAGAGUUGUUCCCGAGGUCAAGUAUUAG